AUGAAUAUAAUAAAUAAAGCUACAUUUGGAGGUGGGUGCUUUUGGUGUAUUGAAGCUAUCUACAGAAGAAUUUAAGGAGUAACUGAAGUAUACUCUGGAUAUAGUGGAGGUGUAUAAAAAAAUACUGCAAAUUAUAAAGAUGUAUGCAAAGGGAAUACUGGUCAUGCUGAAGUUGUUCAAGUUAUUUUCGAAUAAAAUAAGGUUGAUUUUAAGGAUUUAAUUUAUAUUUUCUUUGCUUCACAUGAUCCUACUACUUUAAAUAGAUAAGGUGAUGAUGAAGGUGAACAAUAUCGUUCAGUUAUUUUUUAUCAUAGUGAAUAACAAAAGGCAAUAGUUGAGGAUGUUAUAAAGGAAUUACAAAAAGAAUAUAAGAACCCUAUUGUGACUUAGAUAGUUUAAUUUUAAGAAUUUUAUAAAGCUGAAGAUUAUCAUUAAGGAUAUUAUGAUAGCAACUAAAAUGAAGGAUAUUGUAGAGUAGUAAUAUNGAUUCUCUUAAACCUCCUAAAAUAGAUGUUUUUAAUAAAGAUAGUAUAGAUAGAAUAAGAAAAAUAUCUUAAGAAUUAAAUUAAAAUCAAUAAAAACCUAAAAAAUAUUAUUAAUAAGGAGAUAUGAAAUAUUAUGCACUUGCUGAAUAUAUUUCUACACAUCGUUCUGGUUCAUUGAACGAUUUAAGAAUAAAUUUUGAUCCUAUUGUAAACACUUAAAUAAAAUUAUAAACAGAAAAUUCGUAAUAUUUAAGUCCAACAAAACAUUUCAAAAGGUAAUCUACAAUAAGUGCUAUUGAAAAAGGAGCCAAUCUUAUUAUGGCCUUUUAGAAUUAAACACCUAUUAAUGAAGAAUUAGAUACAAAGUCAUCUUAUUAAAAUAAUGAAGUUGCAUCUUAACUUUUAAGAUUUAAUCAUCAUAAAUUAGAAUUGGCUGAAGAGUUCAAUUCAACAUAAUAUUUAUUUACUCCAUCUAGUGCUCAUACAAGAUAAGUAAGUCAAAUUGAUUAAAACGAUGAAGCAGUUAAGUGUUUUGUAUAAUAAUUUUAUGAUAAACAAUAUAAUGAUAAAGUUAUUCCUUCGACAAAAAGGAAUCUAAGAUUGAGAACCAUAGGAAAUAAUGAAAUUCAAAAAUAGGAACCAUCAAAAUAAAUAAAAAAAAAAGUAGAAAAAAGAUUAAGUAUGUGA
This is a messenger RNA of Paramecium pentaurelia, 1172 nucleotides long. The record is from the annotation of a GenBank genome assembly. NCBI's taxonomy places the organism in Eukaryota, Ciliophora, Oligohymenophorea, Peniculida, Parameciidae.